GUCCGGCGUCCGAGGUGGUUGGUCGUUGGUUAUUUCCAGGCAGAGAAGGAAGCCAGUGCCUGGCGAUCUCUCCACAUGUCCACCUGCCAUGAUUAAGUGUUUGUCAGAUGAAGUACAAGCCAAGUUGCGCUCGGGUUUGGCGAUAAGCUCCUUAGGCCAGUGUGUUGAGGAACUUGCCUUCAACAGUAUUGAUGCUGAAGCAACAUGUGUGGCCAUCAGAGUGAAUAUGGAAACCUUCCAAGUUCAAGUGGUAGACAAUGGAUUUGGGAUGGCGGGUGAAGACAUAGCGAAGGUGGGAAACCGGUAUUUUACCAGCAAAUGCGACUCAGUACGGGACUUGGAGAACCCAAGGUAUUAUGGUUUCCGAGGAGAGGCCUUGGCAAGUAUAGCUGACAUGGCUAGUGCUAUGGAAAUUUCAUCCAAGAAAAACAGGACAAUGAAAACCUUUGUGAAAAUGUUUCAGAACGGAAAAGCCCUAAAUGCUUGUGAAGCUGAUUUGACCAGACCAAGUGUGGGGACAACAGUAACAGUCUAUAACCUAUUUUACCAGUUACCUGUGAGGAGGAAAAGCAUGGAUCCCAGGCUAGAGUUUGAGAAAGUCAGGCGGAGGAUAGAAGCUCUGUCACUCAUGCACCCAUCUAUUUCUUUCUCUUUGAGGAAUGAUGUUUCUGGUUCCAUGGUUCUUCAGCUCCCUAAAACCAAAGACAUAUGUUCUCGAUUUUGUCAAAUUUAUGGAUUGGGCAAGUCUCAAAAGUUAAGAGAAAUACAUUUUAAAUACAAGGAAUUUGAGUUCAGUGGCUACAUCAGCUCCGAAGCACACUAUAAUAAGAAUAUGCAGUUUUUGUUUGUGAACAGAAGACUGAUUUUAAGAACAAAGUUGCAUAAACUCAUUGACUUUUUAUUAAGAAAAGAAAGUAUUAUAUGCAGGCAAAAGAAUGGCUCUGCCAGUAGGCAAAUGAAUUCAAGUCCUCGGCAUCGUUCUGCCUCGGAACUCCAUGGCAUAUAUGUAAUCAAUGUGGAAUGCCAGUUCUGUGAAUAUGAUGUGUGCUUGGAGCCAGCCAAAACGCUGAUUGAGUUUCAGAACUGGGAUAGCCUGUUGGUGUGUAUUCAGGAAGGAGUAAAGAAGUUUUUAAAGCAAGAAAAAUUAUUUGUUGAAUUAUCAGGUGAAGAUAUUAAGGAAUUUAAUGAAGAUAAUGGUUUCAGUUUGUUUGGUGCUACCCUUCAGACACAUGUGUCCACUCUGGAGAAGUGUGACCAAAGCAGUUUCCAGGAAGCAUGUAGUAAUAUCUUGGAUUCCUAUGAAAUGUUUAAUCUGCAGUCAAAAGCUGUAAAAAGAAUAGCUACUAUAGGAAAUAAAAACACAGAGAAUUCUGGGGAUUCAGAUGCUACCAGAAAAAAAACAGACUCAUUGUACACGUAUGGAUCGGAUGGCCUGGGCCACAGUAAGAUGGUAGAGUCAUCGUUACACAAGGACAGUGUCUGUUUAGAAGCAAGGAUGUUGGAAGAGGUAGUCGAAGCAUCAGACUCCGGAGAACAUGAGAAAUGUAAGACAUCCUUCUUGGAACACAGGACUUCAGGAAGUCCAAAAAUGUUUUCAAGCCCUAUUCAGACAUGUCAUCUCUUUGAGGAGAGUGAGGCAGAUCUAGAAAUACAGAAAAUAAGUCCUACUGUUAAUGUCAUGUCUGCCAACAUCCCCCCAAAUAGUGACAUUCAGAGUCAACUAGAGAAAUUUAAAGAUGCUACUGAAGUGGGAUGCCAACCUCUGCCUUUUGAGACAAUGUUAUUAAGAGUACAGAGUACUCAGAGGAAGGAGAGAAAAAGGGAGCCUAGUAGUCAUGAAAGAGUAAAUGUUUUUAGUUAUGGACAAGUUAAAUUAUGCUCCACUGGCUUUAUAACUCAUGUUGUACAAAAUGAGCACACAAACUCAACUGAAACAGAACAUCCAUUUAAAAAUUAUGUUCGACCUGGUCCUGUAAGUGCCCAAGAAACAUUUGGAAAUAGAACACACCAUGCAACUGAGACUCCAGACAGCAACGAUUUAACAAGCACUCUAAGUAAAGAGUCCACUCAGCUGCCCAGCAAAAGGUUUUGCACAACAAAUAGAGUUUAUGGGACAGAGAAGAAACCAGUAGCAACAGAUGAGGACUGGUCCCUUUUUCAGGAAAGCGGUAAGGGAUCACACACAGAUCACAUUUUACCUGAUACAUCUUCCUUCCCAUGGUAUAGAUACACGUCCCGUGGUUGUAAGAAAACAGAUAAGAUGAUGGUUUCCUCCAAACACACAGUCCAUCGGAAGCUAAGCUUACGUUCACGAGUAGGAUCUUUAGAGAAGUUUAAGAGGCAAUAUGGAAAGGUUAACAAUUCUUCAGUUACAGAAGAGGACAAUAGCACUGAAGUCGGGACCCACCUCGAUCCUCAAGUCGAGCCUGACUUUCUACUGAAAGACAAGAGCCGCUUAGCUAUGUCUGAUGGUUGUAAGAUCACUACUGUGGAGCACAGUGAUUCAUAUGAUACCUGUCAACCAGUAAGUCACGUCCUGUACUCAGAGGAAAUUUCAUUUUCCAAAGGAGAUCACUUAGACCAGAUGCCUCACUGGAGGGAAAGUCCUAUUACUCUGGCAGAAUUAGCUCAGUGUAACAGAAAACCUUCAGGUGUUGAGAAGUCCUCUGAGUCACUGGCUUCUAAAUUAUCCAGACUGAAAGGUUCUGAAAGAGACGUGCAAACUGUGGAGAUGACAGGUCAUAUUAAUGCACUUCAAGAUUCAGAUCCCACUUGGAAAGAUAACAGCCAGUUCCCUGGGCUAGACUUACAUUUUUGUGAGUUAUUAAAAAAUAAGCAUGAAAAAGGAGAGAGUGACAUGCUUCUAAUGCCAGAUUCUGCCACCCAGGAUGAUUCCAUCAAUAAAAACAGGACAGUACAUUCUGACAAUAAAAUGGAUGAUACAGAGAAGCCAGAAACUUUUUUGCUGUUACCUGGUAAUGAUUCUGAAAUCAGCAAAGAUUCAGAUGUUCUCUUCAGAGCUUCAGAACAACAUAAAGGAAAUCCUGAGUCUCCCAGUAGAAUGAUAGCAAGUCAGGUAGAAGAUACCACUGACAGCCAAGAUGAAACUUACUCCCAGAGUGAUGACUUUAAGACAAGAUUUUGUUCCAAAAAUGAAGGAUCGAAUACAUGCUCUGUGGACUGGCUGCAGCAUUUUGACGUAGCCCAGGGCAGAAUGGUUUACGUCAAUAGACUGACAGGACUUAGCACUUUUGUUGCUCCCAGCGAAGACACUCAAACUGCCUGUACUAAAGACCUGACAACCGUGGCUGUGGACGUCCUGCUUGGGAAUGGGUUUCAGUACAGGUGUCAUCCUUUUAGAAGCGAUCUUGUUCUUCCUUUCCUCCCAAGAUCUCAGGAAGAGAGGACUACGCUGAGACAGAGUAACAGAGAUGCUGUGGAUGCUGCUGUUGUCAGUGGAUCACUUCAGUCUUUAUUUUCAGAAUGGAACAAUCCAGUGUUCGCCCGUUACCCAGAGGUUGCUGUUGAUGUCAGCAGUGGCCAGGCUGAGAGCUUAGCAGUUAAAAUUCACAACGUACUGUAUCCCUAUCGCUUCACCAAAGAGAUGAUUCAUUCAGUACAGGUUCUCCAGCAAGUGGAUAACAAGUUUAUUGCCUGUCUAAUGAGCACAAGAAUGGAAGAAAAUGGCAAAGCAGGUGGAAACCUGCUAGUCUUGGUGGACCAGCAUGCUGCCCAUGAGCGCAUUCGUUUGGAACAGCUCAUUACUG
Molecule: messenger RNA, 3767 nt
Organism: Psammomys obesus (fat sand rat)
Lineage: Eukaryota; Metazoa; Chordata; Mammalia; Rodentia; Muridae
Product: DNA mismatch repair protein Mlh3-like
Exons: 7
Biological process (GO): mismatch repair
Cellular component (GO): mismatch repair complex
Molecular function (GO): ATP binding; mismatched DNA binding; ATP-dependent DNA damage sensor activity
Source: RefSeq, a predicted model, not a curated record